Notolabrus celidotus (New Zealand spotty) is the source of this 5415-nucleotide messenger RNA. Its product is annotated as nucleoprotein TPR-like. The transcript is spliced from 36 exons. Gene Ontology annotation, biological process: mRNA export from nucleus; protein import into nucleus. The record is from RefSeq and is a predicted model, not a curated record. Gene Ontology annotation, cellular component: nuclear pore. Gene Ontology annotation, molecular function: structural constituent of nuclear pore. The coding region runs from base 376 to 5415 and encodes 1679 amino acids. NCBI's taxonomy places the organism in Eukaryota, Metazoa, Chordata, Actinopteri, Labriformes, Labridae.
GUGACGUAAAUGUUUCGUUCGUUAGGUCAAGUUUGAAAGUGAUUAAAUACAACUAACGGAACAAAGCCAAUUAUCCUCGGGAUAAAACAGAACUAGUACGUGUGUCUGUGUGUGGAUGAACUAUGUUAUAAUCGUAUGUAAAAUGUGUUAUGAUUAAUUGUGAAUAACUGUAGUAAAGGUAAAAACCUAAUCCUUCAUUUUGAGUUUGGAAGUGAGCUGCUUUAUUUUGAAAGUCUACAUUGACUUCCUGUCUUCGAGCGUGGUUUCCGGUGGGAUGCUAUCUGAAGUUUGAGGACGGAGCACGAAAUACAGAAUUAUAACAACCCUCUUUAGACAGGUUCUCUGAUAUCUUCGAGGCUAGGCGGGUUGGUGGAGAUGGCGGCCGUCCUGCUGCAGGUGCUGGAGCGGACGGAGCUCAACAAACUCCCAAAGAGCGCCCAGAACAAGCUGGAGAAGUUUGUGAGUGAGCUUCAGAAUGCUAACGAGGCGCUCAGGACCCAGCACGAGAGGCUCAAAGCUGAUAAUGAACAACAAUACUUUGACAUCGACAAGAGACUGGCAGAGAGCCAGGAGCAGCUCCUUUCUUCCACCAGAGACCUGCAGACAGUCAAGGGGGAAAACAAAACACUCAACGAGGAGAUGAGGACCCUGAAGGGAAUUGAGGGAGAGACUUCUGAAGAUAAACCUCAAGAACAGCAGACGAAGGCCAAAUAUGAAAUUGAGGCAGAGAAGAGAGAGCUGGCGAGGCUGCUGGAGAAGAGAACUCAGGAGGUGGAAAACCUUAGAGAGGAUGUGAAUCGUCUGAAUGAGAAGCUGACAGAAACAAGCAAAGUCAAAAGGGAGCUGCAGUUAAAGCUGGAUAACAUCCGCUCAUCUGAGGCCUCUGUGCAGCACCUGGAGAAGCGUAUGGGUCAGGAGAAAGAGUUGCUGGAGAAGAAAAACGGUUGGCUGACUGCUGAACUGAAGACCAAAACUGAGGAACUGUUGAGCAGCAACAGAGAGAAAGACAAAACAAUACUGGAGCUAAAGAGUAAUCUGAAGAACAGCAAAGACCAGGUGACAAGACUUGAAAGUCAGCUGACCUCUCUGAAGGACACAAGUGAAAACCAGAAUAAGAGGGCAGCAGACCUCAACAAUAAACUGAAACAGGCUAAAGAUGAGCAGAGUGCCAUGGAGGAAAAAUACCGCAAUGAGCUCAACUCCCACAUCAAGUUAUCAUCCCUCUACAAGGAGACAGCAACAGAGAUGGAGUCAAAGAACCAAGAGCUGAGCAGAGCCGUGGAGGAGCUCAGCAAGACUGUCAAAAACACAGGGGAAGCCAACAAGGUUCUUGAAAAGAAGGUGUCGGAGGGAGAGGAACUCAAAUCACGGCUCGAGGCAGAGCUGAGAGAAAAGGUCAAGAAGAUGGAGAAGGAACUGGAAAACGCCACGACGAAGGCUUCUGGCAGACACUGCUGUGUCCCCUCGCUCACCGAGGAGCAGUUAGACUCCAUGUGUCCAUCAGCAGCUGCCAUCGCUGCCAUUGUCAAGCCUGGCAUGAAGUUCUUUGAUCUGUAUAAUGCGUAUGCAGAGUGUCAGACGCAGCUUCAGCUAGAGAAACAGGAGGCCAGGAGAGUGAGCAGAGUCCUGGAUGAGAUCGUCCAGGAGGUCGAAACCAAGGCUCCUGUUCUCAGGCGUCAGCGCGAGGAAUACGAGAGCAUGCAGAGAUCCAUGGCCUCCCUGUGUAACAAACUGGAGCAGGCUCGGACUGAGAUCUAUAGCUUGCAGAAAGACAAAGAGGAGGCCAAGCAGUGCUUUGACGCCACGGAGAGAGACAGAGUGAAGGCGGAGAGACAGCUGGAGGACACCUCUACACAGGUGUGUGCUCUGCUGGUGGAGCUGGAGGAAGCCAGAGGGAAUAAGGUGACCAAGGACGACGGCAGCUCAGCCAACAUCACCAGCACGUCCGAGGUCUUCGGUUCAUGCCAGCUGUCCUUCCGCAGUGUGAGUGAGCUGCAGAGGCAGAACCAACAACUCCUGAGGAGGCUGAGGGACCUGGAGGAGGAGAAGAACAGGCAGCAGAGCCAAAUAUCACCAGAGCGAGUGUCAGAUCUGGAGGCGAGUGUCACGAAGUUUCAGAAGGACCUGGAGCUCCUGAAAGAGCAGAGGAACCAGCAGAAACAACUGGCCGACUCCAACGCCCGACAGAGAGACAUGUACAAAGCCCUGCUGACACACAGCACGGGCUUCAGCCUGCCUCCUCAAGGCUCAGAGUCUUCCACCCCGCCUCCCAGUGCCAGGCCGUCUGUCCCAGCCACCCGCUCCACUCCUCAGAGAGCCGUCGCUGCAGAGUCAGCACAGACCGCUCAGGCUAAGGCUGCGUUGAAACAGCUGAAUGAUGCGUUCAUGCUGUAUAAAAAAGAGAAGACAGAGAAUGACAGGAUGCUGAAUGAAACAAAUGACCGGCUGCAGAAGAAGCUGACAGAACUUCUGACGAGUCACGCCAAGAUGACCUCUCAGCUGGAGUUCAGCAACAAGAGGUAUGAGAUCCUCCAGGAUACCGUCUCAUCAUACCGCAGAGAGAUCGCUGCCCUGCAGGAGAGGGGUCAGAAAAUGGCUGCAACGGCCCAACAACACGAGCACAUUAUCCACACCAUGACCCAGGACCUGCGACAGGCCAAUGAAAAACUCGCUCUGGAAGAGGUGCGUGUGGAGAACUUGACCAAAGAGAGAGACAUAAUAAGACAAGCAGAGAGUCGACUGAGUCGGGAAAAGGAGGCCAUGCUGGCCGAGCAGCGAAACCAGAACCUUCUGCUCACCAACCUGAAGACCAUACAGUUGACUAUGGAGCGUACAGAAACAGACACUCAGCAGAGACUCAACAAAAAGAUAGAAAAUCUGGAAGCAGAAGUGGCUUCACUGAAGAUCAGGCUGGACCAGGAAGUUGCACAAAGACACACUCUGGGCCGCACCAUGGAUGCUCAGUUAUUAGAAGCAAAGAAACAGCUGGAGAACCAGAUCACAUUACAGCAGAAGACCCGGGAGCUGCUACAGUCCUCUGAACAGCAGGUUGCUGCACUGAAAGCUCAGCUGUCUUCUACUUCAUCCACUGAGGGUGUUACCUCCUCCAGCAACACAGCUACCCCAGCUGUCAGAGGUCCAGGCCUCAGAGCACCACAGAGAGUGCCUCCAGUGCUCUCCAAUCAGCCUAGCCGAUCAGAGCAGGAGCUCGUAGAAGUGAGGGGUCUCCUGCGUACCGCUGAGGAGCAGAACGGUGAACUAGCAGAGCAAUUGAAGAAUGCUAAUAAUACUGUAGAGCAGUACAGGGCGGUGGUACUGACUCUGGAGGACAGCUUGAAGAAAGAGAAGGAGUCUCGCACGCCUUUGGAGACCCGUCUGAAGGAGUCGGACGAGAUGCAGAAGCAGCUGGAGAAGAGGAUCGUGGAAGCAGAGAAAACAAGGCAGAAGGAGCAAGCCGAGGGGAGAAGGGCCGUUGAUGUUGUUGAAAAGCAGGUGUUAGAGGUGCAGCGCACUCUGAAGGCCAGCCAGGCAGAGCAGCAGGAGGCGCUGGAGAGAGCUGCUGCUGCUGUUACACUGGAGCAGAAGGCCAUACAGGACAGCCUGCUGCAGACAAAGCUAGCUGGAGAGGCACAGGCCAAGUACGAGCGGGAGCUCAUGCUUCAUGCUGCUGAUGUGGAGGCCUUACAAGAGCUGAAGAAAAGUUUCCAACUAGGAAUGGCACAGAAGAAGGAGUUGGAGGAUAAACUGAACAAGACCUCCAGCCUCCUGCAGGAGAAAAGUGCUGCCUUGAACUCAGUGGAGAAACAACUGAAGGAAGACCUUGUCAUUAAAAAUCGUCGUUGUGAGGAGCUGGGGCAACAAAACACCCUCCUGCACAAACAGAUGGAUGAGUUAUCCUCCAGGAGUCGUCAGAUGCAACAACAGCAGCAGCAACCGCAGCUCGACGUGUCCUUCAACGAGGAAGGGAAGACCACUGAACAGAUUCUAGAAAUACUCAGGUUUGUACGGCGCGAGAAAGAGAUCGCUAUGGUUCGAUGUGAGGCGAUAGAAGGAGAGGCUCUUCGUCACAAAGAGCGAGUGAAACACCAAGACAGAGAAGUGAAGGACCUGCAGGACGCUCUGAAUGCUGAGAGGGAGAAAAGACAGGCUACAGCGAAGACUCUGGCCCAGCAAGAGGAACAGCUGAAGAAGAUGCAGACCAUAAGUUCUCUCCAAGAAACCAACAGGAUGCUGAAGAUGGACAGAGAUAAACUGGAACAAGAGCUGCGGCAAGCUCAGGCUAAGGUUGCAAAGCUUCAGUCCGACAUCAGUCCACUUCAGCACUCGAUGUCUCAGCUGUCAGAAAAGUUCGGCUCUCUGAGCGCCGACAAGAGGUUACUGGAGGAAGACCUCAAACGCUGGAAAGCUAAAGCACAGCAACUUGUCAGUCAACAGAAAGAUGUGGAUGAUGAGGAGAGACAGAAGUUUUCCACCGAGAGAGACGCUCAGCAGAGACGAAUCACACAGCUCGCUGAAGAGACAGCCAAGCUUAAGACUGAACUGACGAGGUCCAGUGUAAACAGUAACUCCGCUCAGGCCCAGCUGCAAGCCCUGAGAGACUCUGUUGCCCGUCUGACGUCAGAGCGAGACACUGUGAAAAAAGAGCUGGACACCAAAAACAGCGACAUUUUGGAGAAGAACAGAACGAUCACCCAGGUCAAGAAGAUCGGUCGACGCUACAAGACCCAGUAUGAUGAGCUCAAAGUCCAGCAUGACAAGCUGGUUGAAGAGACAACAGCGAAAGCUGGAACUGAAGCAGACAGUAGCCAGGUCGUGCAGCAGGAGCUUAGUAAAACCCAGGAGGACUUCAACAAGGCCAAAGAGGAGCUCAACAAAGCGAGGGAGGAGCUCCGCAGUAAAGACGAGGAGGUCCAGAAGUCCCAAAAGGAGCUGGAGCAGGCCAAAAAGGAAAACCAGGUCUCCAAGGAAAAGCUCCUGGAAGCACAAAACCAAUUAUCCCAGAACCAGAACCAACUGACAGAGGCCCAGACCCAGCUGACCCAGACCAAAGCUCAGCUGCAGCAGAAUCAGAACCAGCUGACCCAGAGUCAGAAGGAGCUUCAGCAAACCAAGACCAGCACUCAGCAGGCACAGAACCAGUUAAAAUCCGCCCAGUCCCAGGUUCAAGCCCGCCAGAACCAGAUUCAACAGAUCCAAAGGGAGCUCCAGCAGGCUAAGGAAGCUCUUCAGACAAACCUAACUAAUCAGAAGGAGCUGCAGCAGAACCAACAGAGCAGUCAACAGGUCCACAGCCAGGAAGUCACCAACCUACAGACGACUCUUCGUCAAGCUGAGAGCAAAGUGACUGAGCUUCAGGGAACACUGGACGGCCUGCAGAAGGUUUGGAAAAACUUAAGACUGACUGCUUUUCACUAG